UGAGAAGCGACAAAAGCGGAAACGCUCUCUUCUCGAGUUGGCGCUUUAUCUACUGACCCUCUACCUCACUGAUUUUGACACUUGGAGUUCAGUGGGAGCCAUGACGAGAUCUUCGAUGAGACCAGUCAAUUGCUUUUUCUAGCCACUAAAAUUUAGAGUAACAUAGUUCUUUCUCUCCUCCUUUGAUUUGACUGUUGAGAGAUUUCUAGAGAUGUUUAUGACUGUGACAUGAAGUUAUAGUUAAUCUCUGCCAGUUAAGAUGAGAAACCUGAAGAAGAGACCUGUGAAGAAGGAGCCUAUUGUGAUUGACUUAGACAGUGACGAUGAUGAAGGUGUUCGCUGUGGUGAAUUGAACGAGUGUAUGAUGGAUACUGAUGUUUCAUCAGAGUCUGAAGAAGCUAAUCCCUCCAACAUGCAAAUGACCUUUCCUUCUAAUGCUGGUGCUAGUGAUGAUGAUGAUUGCGACAACAAAAUUGAUGAUCAGUAUCUCAAGUUGUUUGAUAGUCUCAUGGACGAUGGAAACUCAUAUCUGAGAGAUAAUCCACUGAGGUGUAUUAGGUAUGGAGUAGAUAACGGAGGAUACGACAUACGCGAGUUUAAAGGUAAGCGUAAGAGCAGAGAAGAUCUAAACACUGGUGGUCGUGCGACUAAGAAGAAUGUUGUUGUGUCAAUGCCUCCUCAUCGUGUCCAAGCAAGUGAAAAGAAGACAAGGGAGUUUGUGUUGAAGAGAAGAGAGAGUCCUGUGAAUGAUAAGAGUGUUGACGCAACAAGUCAUGCGAGGAGAAGCUCGCAACACAAUGUCGAAGCUCGCAAGAAGGAGAUUAGGGAAGCCGAAAUGGUGCCUGAUGAGCAUUACAGAUCUUAUCUCACAUCGUUAGUGGACAAGUGGAAGAGCUCAAGAACUAAUCCUGAGAAGGAGGUACGAGUAAAGUGUGAGAAAGAUGUAAUGUCUCUGUCUGAUUCCGACAGUAUUGAGGUUGGUGAUCGUCCUUUUCUUGAUGAAGAAGAUUCUCCGUUUGUGCCAUCAAAGAGUUAUAAAGUUGUUGAUUUGGAGGAAGAGAGCGAUGAUGAGGGUAACCAAUGCAAUUCUUGGUUUAGGAAGGAGAUAAUGAAUGUUCUCAAACAACCAUACAGUGAAAAAGAGUUCAAAGAGCUUGAGCAUGAAGCAUCGGUGUGUAGAUGGUUGAUCAAAUCCAAGGAACUGUUAGAUGGAAGGGAUUUUACUUAUACAACGAAUCAAAAGAAACCUUCAUAUCUUGAUCAGUAUCCAGAGUUCAAAAGGAUGUUCGAGAAAGCUUUAUAUGGAGAGAAUCGCCAUAGAGCUCUGAACCUGCUGCGUGGCUUCAUCUUUUAUUUAACGAAAGUUGCUCGCCAUGAUGCAUUCAAACCUUGGCUCGACUAUGAAUGUUUGAAGAUCACAUGUUUCUGAAAGAGAGGCUCUUUAACUGAUUAAAACCGACUCCACUUCCAGUUCCAUGCGAGACCUUUGUUUUAACUUUUAUGUCAUAAUCUCGAUUAGGCUUUGCUUUUAUUGUGUAAAAUUAACUUGAAUCAUUGUGUAGUAGUAUUAGUUCUAUCUCAAAACUAGCCGAAUGUUUCAAGUUUCUGUAAUGUGAGUUCUCUCUCCCUCUUUUUAUUGGAUGCAACUUCGACUUCA
Brassica rapa (field mustard) is the source of this 1657-nucleotide messenger RNA. RefSeq lists its product as uncharacterized. The record is from RefSeq and is a predicted model, not a curated record. Lineage: Eukaryota; Viridiplantae; Streptophyta; Magnoliopsida; Brassicales; Brassicaceae.